Messenger RNA from Astrephomene gubernaculifera, 6616 nucleotides. NCBI's taxonomy places the organism in Eukaryota, Viridiplantae, Chlorophyta, Chlorophyceae, Chlamydomonadales, Astrephomenaceae. The record is from the annotation of a GenBank genome assembly.
GUAUAACUAAAAUAUUCAAUGAGCAUACCUCAACUCCCAGUAUCGGAGUGGACGUUACGGUUAUCCGGGACUACGUUUGGCCCAAGAAGAAGGUUUUAAGAAAGACGCGCUGGUAUAACACUCAGCAAAGCGCUAGUGUGUUAUUACCGAGUUUAGCCAAAGGUGAAUCACAAUUCACUGCUUGUACAUCAGCUAUAACUGGCUUACGUGAACUGGGCGCCUGCAUUAUUAGAAACAGGAGCAUUUAAUACGUUCAACAAAGGAUUUACAUGCCAGGGGCUCGCAUGCAACGCUUAAGUUAAACGUCUUCAACUUUCGUCCUUAACAAGGCAGCCGUAUUAAGGGCUUUUGCCUCAAGGGCGCGAUAGUGUGAAGUCUGGGACGCCCAUGGACCGAGUUUCGGUUCUGCACAAGGACGUAACAGGCUCAUAUCCAGGAGGUUCUUUUGAGGCUUGCUGCAUGGGCAGUCAUGGAGAUGCUACGAUUCCGACCCAUAUGCGGGUUGUCGCAAAUUUUCCCAGUGCUGGACUACCACAUGGGGAAGUCUAUGGCGACGUUGAUUACAAAAACUCGACGUUAUCACCGACGACCACCGCAAUGGGGUUCACUUUGGGCGCCUUGAACGACGCAGCUUGCUCAAGCAAGCGGGCAUCGGACCACUUCACUGUUACGACACCUCCAGUUACUGCUUGCCGUCAUUCUUCCUCCGUUUUCGCGGCCAGCUCAUCGUCGCAAUUAAGUGAUGCGGCUUUUCAUCACCAAGGUGGCUUAACAGCCAAUUGCUUUAAAGCUUCGCUGUCGUAUCUGGGUGCGUCCUUCCCGCAUCGUCUGGAUGAGCCAGCCGAGCAACUCGAGCGCAACGAGCAGCCGUCCAACGCGGCAUACCACGACACCUCACCAAGCAUCGCUCAAACUGCAGAUAACGGCUUCACGGACUUCCCCAAUACUCCCAGUCCGCAGCGCGACCAGCUUUUGGUCAGCGCUGAGUCCUUGACGCACUCCACGACACAUGACAGUGCAGCCAACGCUUCAGCCACCACAUGCAAGCCGGCUGAGCCCAGGCCGCUGCCUGCUCCCUUCCCCGCAGCGCAGCCCCCAAGCGACGCUCCCGCCCCCGGCCCGUCCACCUCCCCGCAGCAAAGCCUGCAGCUUAACCCCUACCCGCCUGCAGUCAUGCAGCCUGCCUACGGCCCCGCCUCCUCCGGCGCCUGGCUCUGCGCGCCUCGCUACCGGCCCUGGCCGCCAAGCGGCUACAUCCUCGUACCUCAACCAAUCCUGCUGCCGCCGCCAGCAACUCUGGGGGUCGAGUACGGCGCCGGCGGUCAACAGGAACCACCUGCAGCGUCCGACAGCGCGACACAAGAUGGAGCUGCGGCUCCGCUGCCGCGCGAGGUUGCCUCGCGUCCAUCUCUGCGGCUGCCGGCCCCACACCCGCUCCUGUACCCGCAGCGCCAGCCGCGGCUGCAUGUGCCUGGGGCAGCCGAGGCAACUGCAGCGGCAGCCUCCCUCGCCAUCGCCAGCCCGCCGCCAGCCGCUGCGGACGGCCAUGUUGCUCUACCACCGUCAUCGCUACUGCAACAGCAGCCAUUCAGUAACGCAGGCAAGGAGGUGGAUAGGGAAGGCGGCGCCAGCGCUGCCGUUGCGUUGCCUGCACAGGGUCCUGCCGCAGUAGCCCCUGCUGCGGUAGGAACGAAGAUGCUGCCGGCUCCGUCAUCUGCUCCUGCUGCUGCUACUUCCGCUCCCGCUGCUGCACCGCCGCCGCCGCCGCUGGUCCUACCCAACGGCGCCGUCGUGCAGCCUGGCAUGCUAGCGGUGCCGUACCACCACCCGCCGCCUCCGCUCCACCACUACCGUGGCCACCACCGCUACGCCCGGUUGCAGGCUCCCUGGCGCAUGGUCUGGGUUGACGGCUACGGAGCCGUCGCACCGCUGCCGCCGCCGCCGUCAGGCUACCAGCUGCCGCCGCCGCGGCCCUGGCCAGGGAUGUACGGCCAUCCGUCGUACAGUCGUGCUGCUGCCACCGCUAGAGCGCCGUUUUGGCACGAGGGGAUGACGGGUGCCGCCGGACACCCUCAAGUAGUUACCUCUACUGCUGCUGCCGCACAACCGGCGGUGGAAUUUCCUCCUUCAAGCAGCGGCGGCGCGCUGGAGCAGGGCGCCGCCGCCGCCGGCUGCAAGGACGCCUGCGUUGCUAGCUCAAUGGGGUCUGAGGAUGCUGAGGCCUGGCCGGUGCAUGGGGACGAAGAUCACGACGCGAUCGGCGGUGCCGCAGAGCUGUACGGCAACAGCUUCACGAGCCGUACCCAUGGAAUGCUGUACGACAGGCCGGUACGGGUACCGCCGUACAGCUGCAGCGAUGGGGGAGCACUUCCUAGAGGGGUGGGCGGCACGAGCGGGUGCGGCGCUGCAGCUGCUGUUGAUGCUGGGGGCUCAUUGAAGCGCCGGUUGUUGACGAGGCCAUCCUCGCUUGGUGGUGGUUGUGGUGGUGAUGACAUGGCGCCGCGGGCGUUCCUGGCGAACGGCCAACAGCACCAACAGCAGGAGCAGCAGCAAUUGCGGCACGCGUUACAACCUCCGUUUACCAUGCAGCCGUCGCUCCUCGCCUCUGCCGCCUCUGCGCCUGCACCCCUGCGGGUGUUCGAGCAGUUUGAACAGCAGGACAGCGCUCUCAAGCGCCGGCGCCUGCUGGCGUGCAGCAUGUCCCUGCCUCAGCCCUUAUCGCUGGCGCUACCCGCGCUACCGCCGCCGCCGCUGUCAUGGCAGCAGCAUCAGCCGCUGCUGCUGCCCCCGCAGCAGCUGCAACCCUCGGCCGCGUACGACAGUCGUUUUGACACGGCUAUGUUUGAUGCAGGGUACGGCAACGGCAGCGGCGUGACGGCGGCGGCGUCAUCCGCGGCGCUUCACCUGCUAGCGCCGAGCACUCCCGCUGCUGGGGCCAGGGCAGCGGCGGCGGCUGAAGCAGCCUUACCUACUGCUGCCGCUGCUGCUUCUACCACCCCCGCUACCACCGGCCCUCCCGCUGCUGCGGCUGCCCCGGCGGCGGCGGCCCCCCUGGAUGCUGUGGACGCAGCAGCCGCAUCUGCCAUGCAGCUGGAUGACGCCGCGUUUGAUGAGAUCUUUACAGCGCUGGCGGAGGAGGAGGCGCUCGAUGUGGGCGAGCUUGACGUGGAUGUGGACGUGUGCAUGGGGGGCGCAGUACAGCAUGCUGCGGGUGUCGACGUAUGCAUGGGGGAGGUAGCAGCGCCACAGGACUGCGCUGCUGCGCUGCCUCGGGGGCUGCGGGCGGGCGGAGCUGCAGCGGCGGCGACACAAGAAGCAGCGGGCGCGGCGGCGCUUUCCGCCGCCUCUGCCGUCGCUGCUGCUGCUGGCGGCGGAGGUGGAGGUGGAGGCGAGUCGCUGGCUGGAGACCCCUUCGCGGCGCUUUGCUUUGCCUGGCCCGGGCAGGGUGCGCUGCUGGGUGGGGCGGAGGACGGUCCCAACCAGCCGGCCACCAGGGGGCAUGAGCUGGAAGCGGAGGCGGCAGCGGCAGCGGGGGGCAGGACUCCUGCGGGCUCCUCGCCGCCUCCGCCUGUCGCACAACAGCACUCGGCGCAGCUUGCUACUGCUGCUUCUGCUGCUGCGGCAGCGGCGGCGGCAGCAGCAGCGGCUCAACUCCUGCCGACCUUCUUGCCCCUGAAAACGAAGCCAGCUGGUAAGCCACCGUCAGCUUCUCCCCCCUCUGGCGGCGGUGGCCGCUCCCGCGGCGCUUCCGCCGCCCCGCUGCCUCGGCGUCUGAACGGCAACAGCAGCCGCUCCAUCCGCUCCCUGCCUCCCGAGCAGCACCGCAAGCUUCUCAGCAGGUUGCCUGCCACCGUGAGAGUUACGGUGUCGGGGGAGGUGGCGGCGCUGGCUACGGCAGCAAUCAACGCGUGCUCCUCCUCCUCCUCCGGCGGCCGCGGCGGGGUCGCCUCACGCCGCGGGGGCGGCAAGAAGGCCGUUGGUAAGGCCCUUAACGAGGAAGAGGAGGAGGAGGAGGAGGCGGGUGAGGAGGGCGGCAAGCUGGAGACAUAUGAUGCGGCGGCGACGGCAGCAGGGGAGAUGGAGGAGCGGCUGAGUGCUGCGGUGGCUCGCGGCGGCGGCGUGCUUGGGCUGUUCCACGUGCUGCCGUACCUUGAGGGCCGCAAGUGCAUUGAGGCGGGCGGGGAGAUGGUGAGCAGGAGCGCGUUUGAGCGGCUGGGCGGCAGCAUGAUGGCCAAGUGGUACCGCAGCAUCAAGGUGGUGCCCGGCGGCGCGUCGCUGGGCAAGUGGCUCAGCAGCAACGGGCUGCCUGUACUGAAGGGCUCCCCUCGCCGCAACAAGAAGGGACAGAAUUCGGGUGACGGCGAUGUGGAUGGUUGAUGAUGGGUGGGAACACGCCCCUACAUGCCCGCUCUCGCAUCCGCAAAGGUGUGUCCGGGGAAUGAACAUGCAUGGGACAAAGAGACCGCGCGCACGUGUAGCACGUUUAUGUAGGUUGUGGCCGGUUUGACUUGCGUUUAAAUGGUGGGUGGUAACAAAGGCUGUUUGCUACGCAACGGAGAAUUAUAAAAAGGGGCCGAGGCGAGGCGGCGCUCGAUGGUAAAUCGCGCUUGUUGGUUGGUUUGCGCGCAGCUUGGCUCCGGAUUGGGGCAGCUUGACUUGGGGUUAUAGGGCAUGCCUUGAGAUAGGGCCGUACGUCAAGGGGGCUCGUAGGGGCGCCUGAAAGGAGAGUCCUUUGCCUCCGUGGCUUUUGAUGGGCAUCUGCUGAGUUGCAUCAAUGCUUGCAUGCAUGCAUGUGCGUUCAGCUGUUGAUGGAUCCACCGUACGUAUAGGUUUGUUCCUUUCCGAUAGCUUGGCGCUGCUGCUGCUGAUGCUGAUGCACUGUCUUGACAACCCGUACUUAUGUAGCAACCCGCUCUUGGACGAUGAGACUACACGUAAUUAUUUAUAGUUCAGUGUGAUGUGAUGUGAUGUGGUUCUAGGGACGCGUUCCCUUCCUCGCAGCUAGCUGUGCCCUGGAGGUAUCCAGUGGCUAGUCCUUGUUGCCGUACACCGUUGAGGUAGCACACCACAUUGCUGUUGGUAAUCUUGGCUUUGUUUGCACUUGUUUGUUUGUGGGGAUGUACGGAUAAGGGGCUCGUGUUUGCUGCUGGUGUUGUCGUUGGCACGCGGCACGUUGGUCUAAACAUGAUGUUGUGGGUUGCGGGGUGACGGUAGGGCAUAUUGCAAGCUGUGCUAGGCAUGCUCUGUUGCAUACUAAGCUGUGGCAAGCUAUGUUGCAUGUCAGUGGCAUAUGGAUGGCUGUGACCAGUUCGCUGCGAGCACGCACGCUUGGCUGCUUUUAGGCAUAAUGCGCAGCCCCUGUUGCCCUCGUUUGCACGUACGUGGGGGCUUUGACGUUCCGUUGGCUGUUUUUACCGUAAACUUGUGGCGUUAAACCAAGUUGGUUGUUAGUGUUUCCGUUGCCGUGAAAACUUGCGCGUGCCGUACACAUCUCUUGCUGCGGCGGGAGACGUUUCAUGUUGCUGAACUUGGCGGCGGUGGUUCCGCCCCUGCCGGGUAUAGCUGUCGAUAAUGUGUUUGGCGCGAUGACCAUUGAAUUUAUCGUGCGGUCGCCAAUCGUCGGUUGGAAACAUCCGUAGCCUUGUUGCCUUGUGCUGUGCGUUACCCCAAAUCUCAUGAAACUGAAUCCCUGCCACUCAUCUUUGCUGCUGCAGCACACUCGUGGUUAACACCCAUCACCAGGCAACUGUAUGUUUCUGUUUUUGAUUGAUUGUAGGGGCCUUCUGGAAUGUCUCGGUGCGCAAUUUAAAGGCCACAAUUCGUUUGCGUUUCCCUGUGUUGCGUGCGCUUGCUGACGAAGGGAAAUGGUGGGUUAAGCGAGGCUGGCUGAUAAGUAAAUACAGGCGUUUUGUUGUUGUUUGGAUUUCUUUUGGCCGACGUAACAAAGGGCGACGUAACAACACUUCCCUAGGGCUGUGGUGAUGGGGUCUGCAUGGAAGCACCUAAUUACUCGUACAACACACAAGUACCGCUGAACAUGCAUGCAUUCACGAUUUGACGCCGGAGUAUGUCAUUGCAUGCCAUUUGAGCUGCGCGGGCUUGUUUAACAAAUUACUUGGCUUUGCUCGAGGUUUCACUUGAGGUUUUAGAAGUUUUAACCGUCGGCUGCUUGUUUCCUGGUGGGGUAGGAAGGGCCGCUGGGAAUGUCGUACGGACUGCUUAUUGACUAUCUGCUACAGUAUACGCCCCUCCACCGGUUACAAUAGCGUUCGUUCGUUAGUCCGUAGCCGUGCGUGUUGGGUGAAUUCAAAAGGUGAAUGAACGACGACCGUUACCGUAGUUCCGAAGAAGAGAACUUGGGUGAUGGGGCGUGUGUUAAAAUAACUGGCGUGUGUGUGUUGGGAGGCAGGGAGCGGGGCCCCUUGAGCCACUGAGAGAGUUGUCAUGAUGACUUGAAGAGAGAGGGGUGUUUACACGCUAUUGUUGAGCCGAUUGGGAUGGAAAUGUAAGCCAAUGUAAGGGAGGUUUUAUAGUUUGCGAUGGAGGGUUACUUUGUACUUAGCGAUGCCAAGGGGGUCAACACGAAUUGGACCUGACAGUCGUAACUAUUGUAACG